UUUAGCCUCCAUAGUGGCCAUGUUGUAUGGUUUAAGACGCUCUCAGACUGAUAAGAUCGACGGGAUCGUAUAGAGUGAUGAAAUGAGUUCUGGAUAAUUGAGGCGCUCGGGCACUCUAGAUGGCUAUCAGGAGAAGAAACGUACUAUCUCCAGUUUUUUUGGCCGAGAUUCUUGUAAUUAUACUUCAUCUGGAUUAGCAAAGUCAUUAGAAAUAAGAAGUUGCUAUUCUCCAGCUCUCAGUGCUCCGUGAGACUAUCAGAGCAGCGAAGGAACACGACUGAACGUCUUGAGCUGCCGAGGGUCACUACGGUCCAGGAGCUCGACAAGAGGAAGACACCGCGGGACAAACACUGCCUGGACACCCUUGAAUAAUCUUCUGAAGACAACAAGAUACUCUUCAGGAAUCAAAGUUUCAGGUCAGGUAGGAGGCCCGGCAGCAGCUCACAGCCCCACCGAGCAGAUUGCCUGAUGCUGUGCUGACUGAGUACUGCUGCACACAAAGCAUGAAAAGCGUGGAUUCCCGGGGCCAAGGGCCCGCGUGGUGGGUUUCUGCACUCCCUGACUGGCCUUGGGAGAAAGGAACGGCUCAGUCAGCAGGCCAGGGCCACUGGAGCGUUGAAAGGAUAAUUCUCCCCCCCACUGCCGCUGGACCUCUUGCGGCGUCAAACCAUUUGUGAGCGGUGACACAGCCAGAUUGGGCCGAAAGGAUAUGAGUGGGAAACUUCAAAACCUGCUCAUGUUUCUGCGAACGUGAAAGGAUUUGUAUAACACAUUCAGAUUUGAUGGACUUUCCCAUGUUCGCCCUGGACAGCCCUUUUUUGUUGACAUGUUCAAAUAAUGAAUCUCUUAUGUGUAGGAUCCCUUUUUCCCCCCCUGCCCCUGAGUCCCGUUUCUAGUUGUCGGGGUAGGGAUGCUGUGCGGACCAUUCCAUCGUCUGUCCCAAGCUUAUGGAGAACCGCUGACUCGCUGGCUUCCAGGAACCAGGGUGCUGAAAUGGAACAUAUACUUUUGAUUCUUUUACUGUUUAUUAAGGCCUUAUCAGUUGGAGCUCAAUUCAACGGAUACAACUGUGACGCCAACUUUCACAGCCGCUUCCCCGCCGAGAGAGACAUCAGUGUGUACUGCGGGGUGCAGACCCUCACCCUCAAGAUCAACUUCUGCCCCGUCCUCUUUUCCGGCUACACUGACUCCGACCUGGCUCUCAACGGUCGCCAUGGAGACGCUCACUGCCGCGGUUUCAUCAAUAACAACACCUUUCCCACCGUCGUGAUCUUCAGCAUCAGCCUGGCCAGUCUGGAGUCCUGUGGCAAUUCCCUGGUGGUCUCCACAGCUCAAGGCCCGAACGCUUACGGGAACCUGUCCCUGGUGCAGAUUGGAAACAUAUCAGGGUAUAUCGACACUCCCGAUCCCCCCACCAUCAUCAGCUACCUGCCGGGUCUGCUGUACAAGUUCAGUUGCAGCUACCCGCUGGAAUACCUCGUCAACAACACGCAGGUGGCCUCGUCAGCAGCUGCAAUCUCAGUGAAGGACAGCAACGGUACCUUCGUCAGCACGUUGAACCUCCUGCUUUACAACGACUCAUCGUACGUUCAGCAGCUGUCCAUCCCGAUGGCAGGACUGACCCUGAAGACGCGAGUGUUUGCAGCUGUUAAAGCUUCUAACCUGGACAGGAGGUGGAACAUCCUGAUGGACUACUGCUACACCACGCCCUCUGGAAACCCCAACGAUGACCUCCGCUACGACCUUUUCUUCAGCUGUGAUAAAGACCCCCAGACCACCGUCUUUGAAAACGGGAAGAGCCAAAUGGGACGCUUCGCCUUCGAGGUGUUCCGCUUCGUGAAGCACAAGAACCAGAAGAUGUCCACCGUCUUCCUGCACUGCGUCACCAAGCUGUGCCGAGCAGACGACUGCCCGAUGCUCAUGCCGAUCUGCGGCAGCAGAAAAAAGAGAGACGUCUCAGAGGGAAAGGAAUCAAACGGCGCAUCUGGGAACGCUGUCCUGACUGCCGGGCCUAUCAUCACUCGCAGUGAUGAAACACCGACUAACAACUCUCAGCUGGCUCAUCUCAAAGCUCCGGCGUUCCAGAUGAACACGGUGACGAGCGCGCUCAUCUCGGGCAUGAUCAUCCUGGGCGUCAUGAGCGUCUGCUUCUUCAUCUUCUCUCUCACCCUCCUCAAAGGCAAGGGCGCUCCCGUCAGCAGCCUGUCUGGAGCCCGCAACCCAGCCUUCAACUGAACGCCUGAACCCGACUCACCGCAGACACUCCGACCACGACCGACAGUGCUAAGCGAGGGGCAAACAACAGAUGUGACAUGAUGUUUGUGCAUGUAGUCAUUUUACAGAAGAGCUAAAUGUUGAUUUAGAACAUUGUUAACAGGUCUGUACAAUGUGCAGUAGUGUAGAAGUAAAGCAGGACUUUUUAUAUGUUGUUUAUAUGUUGGGCUGUAGGUCUCAACCUGCAUGUGAUCAUUCGUCAUGCAGCUCUAACCCACAUAGCGGGGGACACUCAUAACUUAAUUCAAUACCUCAGCUAUACAGCUUUCAUUUGCAGGGCAUAGGAUCAAUUGCAAAGCUUCCACAGCAUAUUAGAGUAAUGCAUGAUGUAAUAAAACUCACAGUUAAUGUUAAGAGGCUGAAAUAAUACUCACGGGACCCAAAAUAAACGCUUCACUGAAAGAGCAAACAGGAAGCCGGUCGAGCUUCUCAUGAAAUCUAACUUUUAAAAGUAUAUUGAUAUAAUUGGAAUUUAAUUUAUUAAUAUUUCUACAUAUUAGAGAGGUAGGCGUUGUGAUUAAUCAAUCGAUAGGUCUGUUCUACCUAAAUAUGUAGUUCACUCACUCACUUUAAAUAUUUUAAUGCGACGUGGCAGCAAUAAACUUUAUUAUGUUUGUUAAGUUUCAUUUGUACAUGCACCCCAAUGUAAUUGUGUAUAACGUACCCGUAAUGUGUUUCUUAAAAAUGCCAUUGAUGAUCUAUUCCUGAAAUGUGCAAAUUGUGUACAAUUGUACAUAUUGCAAACAUUGCACUUUGACUUGUGAUUAAAACUUAU
Larimichthys crocea (large yellow croaker) is the source of this 3049-nucleotide messenger RNA. RefSeq names its product zona pellucida-like domain containing 1a (gene zpld1a). The transcript has 12 exons. The record is from RefSeq and is a predicted model, not a curated record. NCBI's taxonomy places the organism in Eukaryota, Metazoa, Chordata, Actinopteri, Sciaenidae. Bases 838 to 2235 code for a protein of 465 amino acids.